UCAUUCAAACGUACCAUUCUCCUGAAGAAAACUACAACCCCCCUAAUCCUUCCAAAGCGGAAGUGUCUCAAAGAAAAGACAGCAACAAUGUCUAACGCGGUGAAGAAGCGAAAAUUCGAUAAAACCCGCCAGGACAGCCUUUAUUUUGACAGCUACUCAGACGUGACGAUCCACGAGGAGAUGAUAGCAGACCACGUCCGAACCAACACGUACAGACUCGCCAUUCUGAAGAACAGCGAGUCGAUCCGGGGCAAGGUUGUCCUGGACGUGGGGGCAGGCACCGGCGUCCUCAGCGUGUUCUGCGUGCAGGCCGGCGCCAAGAGAGUGUACGCCGUGGAAGCGUCCUCCAUCGCCGAGCAAGCCGCCAAAAUCGUCGAACAUAACAAAAUGGAGGACAAGAUCCAAGUGGUGCGAGGCACGGUCGAGACCGCGGAGCUCCCGGAGUUAGUGGACGUGAUUGUGAGCGAGUGGAUGGGCUACGCGCUCCUCCACGAGUCCAUGCUCAACUCGGUGCUGUUCGCCCGCGACAAGUGGCUGAAAAAGCCCGGCGGCGUCCUCCUGCCCGACAAGGCGCAGCUCUACAUCGCGCCCAUCAGCGAGCCGGUGGCGGAGGACCGCCUGCACUUCUGGCACACCGUCAAGGACACGUACGGCGUCGACAUGUCGUGCAUGAGCGACUUCGCCCGCAAAUGCAUCAAGAACUCCGACAUCUCCAUCAGCCCGGUGGCCGCCGAGGACGUGCUCUCCCACCCGGCCCGCUUCGCCGAGCUGGACCUGAGCGCGGCCGCGGUGGAGCAGCUGCGGUCGGUCAAAGGCCACUUCCGGUGCGAGUCGUUCGGGUCCGCGGCCGUGAACGCCUUCUGCGUCUACUUCGCGGUCUCCUUCCCCUGCCCGGACCGGCCGCAGCCGCUGGUGCUGUCCACGUCCCCGUUCAUGCCGGAGACCCACUGGAAGCAAGCGGUCCUGUACCUGGACGCUCCCGUGGACGUGACGCAGGACACUCUGGUGACCGGUGAGGUCAACAUGUAUCCUUCUGAGGAGAGUGACAGACAUGUUUGCAUCGGUCUGGAGUACACCAUCGGGAAACAUAAAACACACACUAAGACCUUUUCUAUCCCCGACUGGACCGCGGAGACACUGUCCUAGUUUUUGUGUAAUCACUAUAUUAUUGUAGGGCUGGAUCAGACCCGGGGAAAUUAAGGCCCGGGGGCCACACACGGCCCGUUAAGUCAUUUGUUUUAGAUCUUUGAGACAGAAAGUGUAGCUGCCAUUAUGAUGUGCAGUGAUUUUUUUCUAAUGACCAUAAGUCUUGAACCAUACAAAGUAUUUCAAUGGUUGGAAUCUGCGCUUUUGCAUGAUAUACUAGUUACUAUGGUAAUCUAAUUAGUUACUAUGGUCAUCUAAAUCACAGCAGGUGUCAAGGACAGACGCGAAAGGACAUUUUUUACAACAAAGUUCUAAAGCUAAGUGAAUAUCAGAUAUAUCGGAUCGUAGGUAGUUUUUUUACCCUUCGCAUUCAUAUGUUUGUUUUGCUUGAUUGUAAAAUAUGUCGAUCAAGAAGAGGUGUGACGUUCAUAUGUUGUCAAUAUUCAGUGUUUUAUCGUUUAUAGUUAAUAUUGUAAGUCCCACAUUCGUUAUUGGCAUGUA
Molecule: messenger RNA, 1647 nt
Organism: Nerophis lumbriciformis (worm pipefish)
Lineage: Eukaryota; Metazoa; Chordata; Actinopteri; Syngnathiformes; Syngnathidae
Gene: prmt6
Product: protein arginine methyltransferase 6
Biological process (GO): chromatin remodeling; peptidyl-arginine methylation, to asymmetrical-dimethyl arginine
Molecular function (GO): histone methyltransferase activity; protein-arginine N-methyltransferase activity
Source: RefSeq, a predicted model, not a curated record